AUGGUCAAUGCUGAUGAUUCCGUAUGCUGCAACUAUGAAUCUACAAUAUACGGACCUCCAAUGAAAGUGUCAACGACCCCUCUUAUUGCUGGACAGAAGAAUAUCAUGCUUAAUAUUACUGGUGUAUUUGAGCAAGAUAUCAUUACAGAAACCAAAGUUUAUAUUGAAUUAGUCGCUAAUGAUUAUUCUUCUUCUGAACACUCUGCCCCUACUGUGUAUUCUGAUAAUCUGCAAAUUUGUAAAAACAACGUUCCGUGUCCAGUCCCGGCUGGAAAAUACGUUGAAGUAUUGGUGGCACUUAAAAUACCGGAUGAUAUCGCCGUUCAAAAUCUUGAUAUUUUAUCUUAUAUUGGAUAUGUAGCCAAUAAUAAUGUUUUUGUUAUUUACGGCUGUUCCGGAAAGUGGUCUUCCUAG
Messenger RNA from Racocetra fulgida, 414 nucleotides. The record is from the annotation of a GenBank genome assembly. Lineage: Eukaryota; Fungi; Glomeromycota; Glomeromycetes; Diversisporales; Gigasporaceae.